GUGUGGAGUCCCUACCAGCAGCCCGAGAGUCUCGGUGACCUGGAGGGCCGUGUGGAGGACAAGUCCCGCAGCCUCUACACCCACGAGGAGUACAUCAGCCUGGUGCUCAACAGCGGCAGCGGUCUGUCCCACGACUACGUCAGCCAGUCCAUCCAGGAGGACCCGCGCAUGAUGGCCUUCUUUGACUCGCUGGUGCGUCGAGAGAUCGAGGGCUGGAGCUCUGACUCUGACAGCGACCUGAGCGAGGAGGCCAUCAUGCAGCUCCAUGCCCGGGGGCGCCGCACCACGAGGGCCACGCCAACAGCUCCCACCCCUGUCUCUGCUGCAGGUCACCACAGCGACUCUGAUAACUCGUCCUCCUCCUCUCUGGCUGGACCUGAAGCCUCAGGAGGGGAAGAGCACGCCGAAGCGGAGGUGGAGGAGCGGCCGAGGAGACGGAGCAGGCAUCAGCGGCAUCAGUCUGGCUUCCUGGUCAACGAGGAUUCAGACUCGAGUGAGUUUUGGCUCGACCCCAUGCCUCGGCCUCGCUCCCCGAGCCCCAGGGACAACUCCACGCUGUCCAGCCCCACCUCCUCGCCCUCACUUCCCGCCGGAGCCUCCAGCUCCUCCACAUCCACCUCCAGCUCCAGCAGCGACGACGAGGAGCGUCGUAGCGCAGUGAGGAGGCGUAACGUCAUGAGGAGACGACGCAUGCAUGUCGUCUCCAGAGCCGGGGAUCGACCCGAGUCCGUGCAAGCUCUGUUUUCAGCCAUCGACUCCUGCAGCUACCCUUCGAUAUCCAUCGAUGACCUGUCUUCCUCUUCGUCAGGCGAGGUUCAGAACUCUCUCCAAAUCAAGCCCAGUGGCGGCGGAGGUGGCGCCAGAGAUGAAGAAAAAUGUCUGAGCCCUUCUGACUUUGUGUGUCUGAGCCCAGUAAUGUCCCCCGAGAGCCAGGAGAAUGAGGAAGGGAGUGACAGGACUGAGCUGGAAAGACAUUCAGUUGCGUCUCCACUGCAAGGACACAGGACUGAAGAACGGGCCGCUACUGAGCUGGCGUUAGACAGCUCUGAUAGCGGAGAGGCUUGUAGCAGCUCGGUUGCGCUAAACUCUCCGAGCCGACACAGCCCCGGAGUGAACGGGCGACACCGGACUGUAGCGUCUUAUGUGAGAGAGACUGUGUCCUCAGAAUCAGAGGAAGAGACUGGCGUUACACCUGAAGACACGAGGCCGCAGAGAGAAAAGAGCGUGGCACAGAGCGCUCUGAAACGGACUCACAUGGGAUCAGAGGAGGGCGAGACCUCCCCCUCCGAAAAGAAGUUAAAAACAUAAUGACACCUCUCUCUCAUCCCGGGAAGAAAUCAUUUGUUAUAAGACUUGAUUUAGGAAGUGGGUUUUCUAUGGGUUUUUACAGCUUUUCAUUUUGCGUCUUGUAGUCAUGUGACAUGUCAUAUGAACUGAUUAGGAGCAGAAGACGCUGAGGAACUAAAAGAAAAAAAAAAAGAGGAAAAAGAAGAAACUGAUUAAUUUUUGUUUUUUGAACAAACGAAUUGGACGUCAUCAUUGUUUUGGUCAAACCAGAGAUGACAUUAAAAGGCGGAGAAUAUAAAACUAAAUUUUGCUGAUAACAAUGGAAUUUUAAUCGAAGCGCAUUUAUUUUCAUGCAGUGUUUCUUUCUCAUGGUUGGUGCAGAAAGCUCCACCCAGGAUUUGGAGCUCCUCCAACCAUAAAAAAAGGUCUUACAGAGGACAAAAGCUUUGCAGCAUUUUAAUUUCACUCUGAGCAUAAAUCUGAUUGGGCUUAUUUUUUUUUAUUUUGAAGUGAUUGUCGGCUGCUUCAGGGUGUGAAGCAGAAUUGACUGCGUCUGUGCGGAGCACCAUUUGUUUAAGCUGUGCAUUGACAUUAUGCUUUCAGUGUCUCCAACAAUUGUUUUUUUGUCUCAUUAUCAGGUCCCUGGGUACCAUUACAAGCCAGCGCUCGCUUUUGUUUUCUUGCAAUUAAAAAAAUAAUUUGUUUUCUCAGUGACAAAAGCAGAAACUUCUUCCUGAGGCUUUGCUGAUUCGCAGUAGACGAGUUUAUCUGGUGAAAUAUUUGCUGUUUCUGACACAAGACAGAAUGUAACCA
Messenger RNA from Plectropomus leopardus (leopard coralgrouper), 2100 nucleotides. The record is from RefSeq and is a predicted model, not a curated record. NCBI's taxonomy places the organism in Eukaryota, Metazoa, Chordata, Actinopteri, Perciformes, Serranidae.